UUUAUGUUGACUGUGACUUCGUUCAAAAUGGCUUUUGGUCUCCUUUUGCUGCUGCUCACUUGCCAGUCCAUCAUCCGUGUUGAAGCGUCAGCAACAACCGGAAUAAAAAAUUAUACUAUUCUUGCUAGUCUGGGCGAGACGGUGGUACCUCCACUACUGAAUAUCUCCCGCCACAGACAUGCGGACUACCUCAUGCUGACGACUUCAAAGUAUCAUGUAAGAAUACAGAAACUAACCUCCGACCGCUGGACGCAGUCCUGCUUCAAAGAAACCGAAUGGUAUCAAAGAUGUCAGUCAUGGGUAAAUAUGACUUACCUUGGCAACGAUAUGGUCGCUGUUGAGAUAACUGCCGGGAACGAGUCCAUGAGUGGAGUAUUCAGGGUGUAUCUCCAUUGCACUGGUGCUUCCAAGACUUGCAGCUCGGAUCCGCUGAUGGAAGUUACCCUUAUUAUCAGAGAUAAAGUCUUGAAAACGAACGUGAACGCAAGUGUUCUAGAGCCAACUGUGAAAACAAAGGAAACUAGUGCUCAACCGAAUAGAAGAACAGAGGCCAAACCUUCAGUGCUAUAUACACUCUCGAAUAUCCGGGGCUUGCAACUACCAGAAUUGAAAUCUAAGGAAAAAAGGAACAGAGGAUUUAAAAGUGAAGCAGGAGCCUCUGCUGUUCUCCAAGCAGUCCUUCUACUUGUGAUGGCGGUAGCCAUCUAAUAUACUUGUGAUGGCGGUAGCCAUCUAAUAUACUUGUGAUGGCGGUAGCCAUCUAAUAUACUUGUGAUGGCGG
Stylophora pistillata is the source of this 781-nucleotide messenger RNA. RefSeq lists its product as uncharacterized. The record is from RefSeq and is a predicted model, not a curated record. Lineage: Eukaryota; Metazoa; Cnidaria; Anthozoa; Scleractinia; Pocilloporidae.